CGCAUCGGUUGCUCAGACCUCACCUCUCCCGUUUCCAUCAGCUGCUCAGACCUCCCCUCCCCGUUUGGCCGCCGCCCCUCGCCUCCUCCUCCUCUGCCGACUUGCCAAGGCUCUUGGUUGCAGGGCUGAUGGCACUCGAAUCCAAGUCCUCGUCGAGGUGUACCACGGAGACGGCGAAGGGAACGCACGUCUUGGAGAUCGUCGGGUACAGCCUCGAGAAGGGCCUGGGAAUCGGCAAGUUCGUCCAGUCGGCCAUCUUCACCGUCGGCGGCUACGACUGGACCAUCCGCUUCUACCCUGACGGAGCCAACAUAUCAUACGCCGAUUGCGUUUGCGUGUCGGUUUCGCGCGACCUCACGGGCAAGAGCAAGGGGGUGGCGCGGGCAUCCUGUGAUCUGCGACUGGUUAACAAGGAUACUGGGUUGCCAAAGAGUAUUUGGUAUCCGUCUCAACCAACCCCGUCAGUGUUCGACUACAAUAAUCGUGUUUUCCCAGAAUGUGGAGGGUCUAUUGAAAGGAGUGAGCUGGAGCUGGAAGCAUCAGAGUACAUUAAGGAUGAUAGCUUGACAAUUGAAUGUGUACUCACAGUCAUCAAACAAUCGCAGGUGACAAAAACAACCGGGAGCUCUGAAAUCAAGGUGUCAUCGUCGAACUUAUCAGAUCAUUUCGGCAAGCUGUUGUUAGAGGGGAAGGGGUCCGACGUGACAUUCAGUGUUGGCGGAGAGACUUUUGCCGCACACAAGAUCAUACUUGCGGCGCGAUCACCUGUCUUUGAGGCGGAGAUGUAUGGAGGGAUGAAGGAAGGAAAGGCAGAGUCCAUUACAGUUGAAGACAUGCAGCCUGCUGCUUUCAAGGCCUUACUGCAUUUUGUAUAUACCGACUCAUUGCCUGAUGUGGGUGAUUUUGGUGGUGAUGAUUACGUUGAGAUGAUCCGGCAUUUACUUGUGGCUGCCGAUAGAUAUGCCAUGGAUAGGCUGAAGUUGAUAUGUCAAAACAUCCUCGGAAAAAACCUUGCCAUGGAGACUCUGGCAACUACAUUGGCUUUAGCUGAUCACCAUAACUGUGACAGGCUUAAGGAAGCGUGCAUUGAGUUUAUUGCCUCUAAGGAUGAGAUGGAUGCUUUGAUGGCAACACAAGGUUACAGUAAUCUCAAAAGAACUUGCCCUUCCGUCUUAAUAGACGUGUUCGAGAAGGCAAGUAGGUUGCGCAGAGCAUAGGUGAGCAGCUCAUUCUAAGCGGAGUCGAUUGACAACAUUAUGUACUUCUUAAAUCGUAUGAAAAGCUAGCUAGUUAGUUUCCUAGAGCAGCUCGUGCUAACCUGAACCGGUGGGUGGUAAGUCUAGUUUAUUACAAUAUGUGCACCUUUUGUCAAACUACUGGAUUCCAGAAUUGUUGAACGUCAGGGUGUUGAACUGUUCUGGCCUCAUCUAUGAAUGAAUAUCAGAUAACAGCAUAAGUAGCUACUA
Messenger RNA from Triticum urartu, 1466 nucleotides. Its product is annotated as BTB/POZ and MATH domain-containing protein 2. Gene Ontology annotation, molecular function: protein binding. Gene Ontology annotation, biological process: protein ubiquitination. The record is from RefSeq and is a predicted model, not a curated record. Lineage: Eukaryota; Viridiplantae; Streptophyta; Magnoliopsida; Poales; Poaceae.